Molecule: messenger RNA, 342 nt
Organism: Symbiodinium sp. CCMP2456
Lineage: Eukaryota; Dinophyceae; Suessiales; Symbiodiniaceae
Source: the annotation of a GenBank genome assembly
AUGGCAAUGCUUCGGGCGUUCCUGCUUCUCUUGCCUUGUGGCGUUGUCGCCGGAGACCCCGCAGGCGUGGCGAGAGCCGAACAGGAUUUCGAGCUGCCGGCGGGAAGUGGCCAAAAUGAUGCCCUGGAUGCCUUAGAGGCGGCGAAGGAUGACGAGGCUGGAGGAGGCCUCGUGGAAGAGUGGGACAAGCACAUGGAGGGCUUUACCCCAGAGCUCCUUCUGACAUUCCCACUGCCGGGCCGGAGUGAUGAGUUCUUUUAUGAGGACAUCCCGGAGAACUCCCCGCCGGUCCUCAUCCGCGGCGGCUUCUUCGCCUCUGCAUCGGAGGUUCGCCAGGGGUGA